Paramecium pentaurelia is the source of this 904-nucleotide messenger RNA. NCBI's taxonomy places the organism in Eukaryota, Ciliophora, Oligohymenophorea, Peniculida, Parameciidae. The record is from the annotation of a GenBank genome assembly.
AUGAACAAACCUAUUCGUUAUCACUCCGAUAGUCAAUAGAAUCGCCUUUAUUAUAAUUAUCCAAUAUAGCAAUACUCUCAACCAAUUAAUUUAAAUAGGAAUAGAUUUUAAUAAGAAGAUUAAAUUGAUUACAUUUAAAAUGACUUUUAAAAUUAUGAUAGAAAAAUAAAUUAAGAUCAUUAAUAAGUUGAAUAAAACAGAACAAAUCUUGAAAAUAAUAGUAAAGAUUAAGAAAUUAGUAGAAAUUUUGCAAAUAAUAAUGAUAAUAAUGAUAAUGAUAGUUAUAGUUUAAAUUCUGAAGAAAUUGAAUAAUUUGAACAAAAUAAAAAAUUCUGUAUGGCAACUGAUUUAUGCACUGUUAUAGAAUUAGUUUUAGCUAUCAUAUUAUUAAAUAUGUUUUAUUACAUUAAAGGUCUUUAAAAAUAUCUGAUUAAUGAAGUGACCUUUCAACCGAAUGAGACAAGCAAACUUAUAGUUACUGUUGCUAGUGCCUUUUAUAUUUUUUGUUAUUACUUCACAAUUGACGGAAAUGUAUAUAGUUAAUAUUAAUAUAGAAUUAAUCACAAGGCUGCAAGAUCACAGCAAUAGUAGUUUUAACUUUUAUAUUUUAAUAUUUAAUGCUUUUAUAUUGCAUAUUUUUAUUUAAAACACUUAAUCAAGGAUGUAAAAUAUAUUUUAUAAUUAAAUAAUUAGUCAUUUAAAUUUAAAUCUUUUUAUGUUAUAUCAUUUUGAUCCUAUUAGUAUUUAUUGCAAGGCCAAGAUACAAUAUUAAUAUAAGAAGUAUUAUUUUAUAAAUUAUUAGAAUCCCUUUCAAUUAUUAUUGUCUCAACCUUAUCAUUAGAACUUUUUAUGUCAAUUAUUUUUUAAGAUAAAUAUUUUUGGUGGGUUUUUGGGGUUCCUGUGA